CAGAGUCGCUAGGCCAGGCUGGUUUCACUUCGCUCCCCGCAGGCACUGGGUCACCAGCUGGUAGGAGCUCUGCGGUCCUAGUCGCCGUCGCUGCCGCUGUCGCCGUCACCAGAUUCCUGCAGUCGCUCUGUGAGCUGUGCUCCACUUGGAUCUGCACAACCUCCUCUGCUCCCGCCGCCACCCGCUUCGGCGCCCUUCCCCUGGCCCUCGUUCCCCCAAUGUCUGACUCUGAUUCUCGGACUGAGAAACGCAAGAAAAAAAGACCAAAUGGCCAAGCAACCUUCUGAUGUAAGCUCUGAGUGUGACAGAGAAGGUGGACAAUUGCAGCCUGCUGAGCGGCCUCCCCAGCUCAGGCCUGGGGCCCCUACCUCCCUACAGACAGAACCGCAAGGUAAUCCCGACGGCGGCGGCGGCGAAGGGGACCGCUGCCCCCACGGCAGCCCUCAGGGCCCGCUGGCCCCACCGGCCAGCCCUGGCCCCUUUGCUACCAGAUCCCCACUUUUCAUCUUUGUGAGAAGAUCUUCUCUGCUGUCCCGGUCCUCCAGUGGGUAUUUCUCUUUUGACACAGACAGGAGCCCAGCACCCAUGAGUUGUGACAAGUCAACACAAACCCCAAGUCCUCCUUGCCAGGCCUUCAACCAUUAUCUCAGUGCGAUGGCUUCCAUAAGGCAGUCUCAGGAGGAACCUGAAGGUAUGCGCCCGGAGAUAUGGAUUGCACAGGAGCUGCGGCGGAUCGGAGAUGACUUCAACGAGUCUUACACAAGGAGGGUAUUUGUAAACAAUUACCAAGAGGCGGAAGACCACCCUCACCACCCUCAAAUGGUCAUCUUACAACUGUUACGCUUCAUCGUCCGCCUAGUAUGGAGAAGGCACUGACAGCAUCUUCACGCAGCCAGGAUAAAUGGCGGACGUUGCUCUUGUUCAGACCGGUCGAACCCCAGCCCUUCGAUCUCCUGGUGCCAUGACGAUGCAGCCGGUGGUUCUAACUCAGAGAGGUGUGCUGAGGGUGGACAGGCACACCGCGCUGUGUCACUGCGAGCGUAACCUUUCGGUUCACAGCCACAUGGCAGAAUUUCCAGUAGACGAUUGCUAUGAAUGUAGACAAAGGAGGGUUCUUUCUCUUUUUAAUGUACAGACAGAUCCUGGGGCUUUGGAGCAGAGAGAGAUGCGAGAAGGGUGUUUACAUGUGGUAUGUUUAAUCUUUUUUUUUUUAAUCCACUUUCUUUGGUAACUGUUCUGUUUUGCUCCAGAGAGGAAAAUUUUUUUAGCCAACUUGCAGAUGAUUUUUAUAGUAAAAUUCUUAACCUGUUGGGCUACUCAGAAGAUGAUGUAAGCCUACAGUGGGAACUGAGCCAGCUGAUGUAUAAGGCUGCCUGAGUUUAUUUUUGAGAGGUUACUGUACAGAAUUUUUAAACAAGGAGAGUGUGGUGUUGCCCUCUCUCCUCUGCCAUGGCUUCUUUGAGUUUCCUUUGUAAUGAUUACUACCAAAACAGUCCUUAUGAAAUGGGAUGGGCUAAAGUGGCAGAGGGUCUGUUUUGGUAUGCCACUUCCAUUUUGUAAAUAUUUACCUCUUAGCUCAGUUGCUUCUGUGGCAAAAUUUCAUACUUUUUUUUGUUUUUCCUCAACUCCUCAGUCUGUCUCCACACUGAUGCACAGGUUUGGCCCAGGGUGUUUUCCUGAUGAAAUGUGUUUGGGUCAGCAAGGGCUAGGGGCUGCCCGGAUUAUUCCCAGCUCCGUCAAUCAAGCUGACUCAUGGGAAGGGCUCUUGUCCACUUCACUUCAUCGUGCUGGCUUUGUUUGUUUGUCUCUUUUAUCCGGGGAGAGCACAGACUUGUACACCAUUUACUGAAGCUGUCAGCUCUUCUGGCUGCAGGCUUUGCUGAAGUCAUAGGCUCUGCUUUGCCUCGUGUACCAGAUGAGCCGGAGCCCACACUUUCUUAGGGAUUGGCCAGGUCAUUUCAGGAGCAAGGGACUCAGGUGAUCAAUUCCCAUGCGUCUUGAUGUUUAGCCCUGCUCAUCCCACCUGGCCUGUGAUACCUGAACUUCAUCCCUGUUGCCUUGAACAUACCUUG
Acomys russatus (golden spiny mouse) is the source of this 2072-nucleotide messenger RNA. RefSeq names its product BCL2 like 11 (gene Bcl2l11). The transcript has 4 exons. Gene Ontology annotation, biological process: meiosis I. The record is from RefSeq and is a predicted model, not a curated record. Lineage: Eukaryota; Metazoa; Chordata; Mammalia; Rodentia; Muridae. Bases 268 to 876 code for a protein of 202 amino acids.